Messenger RNA from Ilyonectria robusta, 1482 nucleotides. RefSeq names its product amidase signature domain-containing protein. Bases 1 to 1482 code for a protein of 493 amino acids. The transcript is spliced from 3 exons. The record is from RefSeq and is a predicted model, not a curated record. Lineage: Eukaryota; Fungi; Ascomycota; Sordariomycetes; Hypocreales; Nectriaceae.
AUGUCUCUGAGCACGACUACAGACCAGCAAACUGAGGGACCUCCCCGGUGGAAAAUCAUUGCGUCCCGCAAACAAGCUGAACGACGCAAGGCUCUCGACUCAGCAGCCAUGAUGUCACUGGGCAAGUCCAUACCGCUACUGCCCCCGUCCUCUGCCAAGGAUGUGCGGAAUUGGCUCAUCACAAGCGGCGACUCGACGACGCAGCAAAUUGCCAUCACGGAGUCCCUUCCCAGCAAUAUCUUGAAGAAGCUGGCCGUUGGAGAUUGGACCGCUGGAGAGGUACUACUGGCCUUUGUAGCUCGCGCUGCCAUAACUCAACACCUCACUAACCCACUGACGGACAUCUUUGUGGAAGCAGGUCUGGCCAAAGCGCGCGAACUUAACGAGCAUCUGAAAAAAGCCGGUAGACCUGUUGGACCACUCCAUGGGCUACCAAUAAGUCUGAAGGAUGUCAUGAAUGUCAAAGGACACGCUACAACUUACGGCUUCGUGGCUUUAGCGGAGGAGCUGAUGGAGGACUCGGAUGACAUUGUCACCCAGAUGGCCAAUGCCGGGGCUGUCUUCUAUUGCAAGACCAACGUGCACCAGACACUGAUGUCGGGUGAAUGCUCCCUGGUCGCCCUGGGAGGCAGCCCUAUUGGUAUUGGUACGGACAUCGGAGGGCCGAUUCGCACUCCUGCCAACUUCAACGGCGUAUACGGCAUUUGCCCAUCCCAGGGACGACUUCCUCUCCACUCAGUGAAGCUCACCAACCCAACAUAUCUAAUUGCCGGCGUUGCCGGCCCAAUAUCGAGGUCUAUUGAUGGACUGGAGGACUUCUCUUGGGUCAAGCUGCCUUGGAACCAAAUGGUUUACAGCGAUACGAGAGCCAGAGGAGCUGCACGUCAACUCACUUUUGGAUUUACUGCCCACGACGGCGUCGUGCGGCCUCAUCCACCGACCGAGCGUGGUAUGAAUGAAGUCAAAGACGCCUUGAGGCGCGACGGCUUCGAGGUGCUAGAUGUCGACUUUUUCGACGGCACCGAAGGCCUCAUGGAGACGGCAAUCAAAACGUUCAGCUGUACCGGAGGCCAGCCCACCCGAGAGCUUCUUGAACGACUGCCCGAGCCACUCAUCAAAGAGGUGUUGUUGGGCUCUCAAGAGGACGCAUUGAGUGCACGAGAGCUACUCAACGUCGGAAAAGAAGUGUACAAUCUACGUCAGAGCUUCCUAGAGAAGUGGAACAACACAAAGUACCUCACGGCGAGUGGACAGCCGGUGGACGUUUUCAUCCUUCCUUCUGGCGGCCACGUGGCCCCUCCUCAUAGUACGAUGGAAUAUCUGCUCUACGAGGCCAUUUCAAACAUUCUUGACUGGACUUGCGCCACGAUUCCUGUUGACCGAGUAGACCCUGCCCUUGAUCCCAAGCCAGGUGGUCAUCUGGGGGUUCAUCGCGACUCUUCGCAUGGAAAAGUUCCAAUGGGUUUUUUUGGGUACAGGUAA